This is a messenger RNA of Lathyrus oleraceus (garden pea), 558 nucleotides long. RefSeq lists its product as uncharacterized. The record is from RefSeq and is a predicted model, not a curated record. Lineage: Eukaryota; Viridiplantae; Streptophyta; Magnoliopsida; Fabales; Fabaceae. Gene Ontology annotation, molecular function: RNA-DNA hybrid ribonuclease activity; nucleic acid binding. The coding region runs from base 1 to 558 and encodes 185 amino acids. The transcript has a single exon.
AUGGCAGAAUACGAAAACUGUAUCUUCGACAUUGAAGCUGCAAUUGAUCUUAUGAUCAAAAUUCUUGAAGUAUAUGGAGAUUCAACCUUGGCUAUUAGCCAUGUCAAGGGCGAUUGGGAAGCUCAAGACCACAAGCUCAUCCCUUACAAGGAACAUGUUUUGAAACUAAUCCCAUACUUUUACGAGAUUACAUUCAAUCAUAUCCCCAUAGAAGAAAAUCAGUUGGCCGACGCCCUGGCAACUUUGUCAUCCAUGUUUAAGAUCAAAUUCAAAAAUGAAGUACCAACUUUUCAUCUUGACGACUUGGACGAGCCCGCCCACUGUUUGGCAGUAGAAGAUGAAGCUGACGGUUACCCUUGGUUUUACGAUAUCAUGAAGUUCUUAGAAAGCCAGGAGUACCCUAAGGAUGAAUCUAUCACCGACAAGAAGUAUCUUCGGAAGCUGUCAUCCCAGUUCUUCCUAUGUGGAGGAGGAUUAUACAAGAGUAAUUAUGAUACGGUUUUGCUUAGAUGUAUGACCAUGCAAGAAGCAAACCAAAUCAUAAUGGAAAUUCAUUAA